AUGGCAGAGAACAAGCCUCAAGAACCCAACCGGUUCUCUCCUAAAAUUGAAGAAUCUGUCAGAGAGAGCUUGUCGUUUGAAGGCUUCUUACGAAAGAGGAAAGAUACAAUGGUAAGCAGAUUGUUACUGUAGUCAAGACAAUAAACCGCUGUUAUUGACAUAUUACAUAAUAGGAGAAAUACAUAUGGUAACCAUAGGGCUUUAUAACCAGAGUAGAGAUAGCUCUAAGUGCAAAGGGUGGGAAAACUGACCUCCAGCUGUUGCAAAACUACAACUACAACUCCUAUGAUGCUUAGAACUUGUGCACCUGAGCACUGUCUCUGAAGGGUUACAUCCUCUAGAGCAGGGGUUCCCAACCCAGUCCUCAAGUACCCCUUAGCAGCCCAGGAUUUAGGGAUUACCCUGUUGUGUCUAACAUGUUUUUCUUUUUUCCUAAAAACACCUUAGACACACUGGCUAAUAGCUAAAUCCUGGACAGUUAGGGGGUACUUGAGGACUAGGUUGGUAGUAGCUAAAUCCUGGACAAUUAGGGGGUACUUGAGGACUGGGUUGGUAAUAGCUAAAUCCUGGACAGUUAGGGGUACUUGAGGACUGGGUUGGGGACCACCUCCUCCAAACGGUUCUAUUGCAAAUGUGUAGUUGCUACAACUCCCAUGAACCUUAGCCUGCCAUUAGAGUCCACAAACGGGGGUUAUCUCUAAACUCUAAAUUUUAGCAGAUUAAAUAGCUGAUGUGAAAAAAAUAAUCCCACUUAGCUAUAGUCUCAGCCUGGCUAUUUUUACCUAAAUUUAUUGUUUAGAGUAGAACCCGGACAGUGUGCCCCAAAGUGUGCAUUGCAGGUAAAUUCUGAGAGUUAAAGGGCUGUGCUGAUCCAGCAGGUAUAACAUGUAAUGAAUGUAGCAAAGGUAAAUAUUAACUGUCUCUGCGUGUUACCUGUGCAUAUAAAGUAGGUACAUGUUACUUGUGUACGUAUAUAAUAUAUAACUGUGUGCAGGUAUGACUAUAUCACUUUAUUACCUUACAAUUCCAUCAGUGAUCGUUGACCUGUGAUUCCUAGGAUUGUCUAGGUUGAUUUAAAUAUAUAUAUUUUUUUUCUAACUGGUUGUUUUGCGUCUUAUUUGACUCUCAGUAGAGUCAUCAUCUAUUAACCCCUCACAAUGCCUCGUUCCACACAGCAGAACUAGACACAAUGGAGGGGGUUUAGACGACAGGUAGCAGGCUACUAGAAUUUUAUUGUGCAUUUCUGAUCCUAUCUCUGUGUAAUACCUCAUUAUAAAAAUAUAGAUAAAUAAAAUAACAUCUAAGUUAAUAGCCAGUAUUAGAGAGAGUGGGGUGAUAUUUCAUUAUAUUUACUAAAGUUUGAAGGUAGAAAAGUAAAAUUGAAAUGACAUAAUUUAAACUAAAACACGCAAACUGCGUCUAUUGCCGGGUUGUAUUGAUCUCCCCCACCCUGUUCUGGUCCUCAUUAUUCCACUGGGUUUCAAUCUGUUCUAAUUUGGAGUCCAGUGAUUAAACCACCCUGUGUGUAAUUUCCUUAAAAGUAAAUUUUUCAUGCAAAUGUCCGCCUCAACGCUUUGUGCUUUUUAACAAAUUACACACUGCGUCCGUCAUGUGAAAUAUUUCCAGUAUGAUGCUGAAUGUCUGUCUGUGUUUUUUUGUUGUUUUUUUCCUGUUGCGGCUUAAACCAGUUUCUGUAAAAAAAAAAAAAAAAUCUCUCCUCAUUGUUUGAUAUCUGACACUGCUUCAAUUAUACUCUUACACCAACCGCCUGAGACCUGGUGAUACCAGGGGUUUAUUAACAAUAGACUGUAAGCUCGUUUGAGCAGGGUCCUCUUCAACCUAUCGUUCCUGUAAGUUUUCUUGUAAAUGUCCUAUUUAUAGUUAAAUCCCCCCUCUCAUAAUAUUGUAAAGCGCUACGGCUAUAUAAAUGGCCAUAAUAAUAAUAAUAACUAGAAAAGCUACAAUUUCUGGGGAAAUUGUGUGAAGUGUUCUUGCCUCCGCCAGUAGUCUACAACUGGAGUGGGCGGAGUAACUGUUAUUAUUUAUUUAUAUAGCACAUUUAAUUGCAACAUUGUUUCCCAAAGUGCUUCACAGUUACAUUAAACCAUACAUUUAUAAAACAUUAGCAGGUGUUCAAAAGGCCCUGUCUAUGACAUCACUUGCUGCUGCAGCCUGGCACAGGUCAGAAUAUUUUGGCGGUUGCCAUCUUCAAACGGUCACAAACUAUACAUCCUACAGCAGAGAGCUUUAUAUUGUGAGAAUCACAAGACCCAGACCUACAUUUUGAUGCAUAGUAUGUCUCUGAAAUAUUAAAAUUGAAGGCACAGUCGCAGUUUAGAAAUUGCCCUUCAAAUUUGAGCUGGCUAGAGUGGAGUUUCAAUGAAUGUCAAUGGACGGCGUGAGUUGCAAACAAAUGGUCAUAUUGUGAAAACUAUAAGGACUACGGCUUAGCCGUGGACAUCUUUAGUGGCAGCAGGGAUAGCUGAACAUUUUGAUAUAAGAUUUGUGUAGGUGGGCUUAAAAAUGAGGGAGUGGCGGCAGUUUAGAAAUCAUGUCCUGAUUUUUCAGCUUUUGCCAGCUCCCACUCUAGCUUUGAACAUUUUGCCAUUCAUUCUUAUGGGACCAAUUUCGCCACAAGAACAACGAUGAUAUUCCGUGAACCAUUCGGCGAAAUGUUCCACAAAGUAAUAGCUGGAUUGCUGAUCGGUCAUCUACUAAAAUGUAAAAUGUUAGACAUUCAAAGUAAAAGAGACACUAAAGGCUCCUAGACAAAGGGGGCGGAGUUAUAGAAGCAGUAAGGGGAGGAGUUAUAGAAACAGUAAGGGGAGGAGUUAUAGAAGCAGUAAGGGGAGGAGUUAUAUAAGUUGUAUGGGGAGGAGUUAUAGAAGUUGUAUGGGGAGGAGUUAUAGAAGCAGUAAGCGGAGGAGUUAUAUAAAUUGUAUGGGGAGGAGUUAUAGAAGCAGUAAGGGGAGGAGUUAUAGAAGCAGUAAGGGGAGGAGUUAUAUAAGUUGUAAGGGGAGGAGAUAUAGAAGUUGUAAGGGGAGGAGUUAUAGAAGCAGUAAGGGGAGGAGUUAUAUAAGUUGUAAGGGGAGGAGUUAUAGAAUCAGUAAGGGGAGGAGUUAUAGAAGCUGUAAGGGGAGGGGUUAUAAGUUGUAAGGGGAGGAGUUAUAGAAGUUGUAUGGGGAGGAGUUAUAGAAGCAGUAAGCGGAGGAGUUAUAUAAAUUGUAUGGGGAGGAGUUAUAGAAGCAGUAAGGGGAGGAGUUAUAUAAGUUGUAAGGGGAGGAGUUACAGAAGCAGUAAUGGGAGGAGUUAUAUAAGUUGUAAGGGGAGGAGUUAUAGAAGCAGUAAGGGGAGGAGUUAUAUAAGUUGUAUGGGGAGGGGUUAUAUAAGUUGUAUGGGGAGGAGUUAUAGAAGCAGUAAGGGGAGGAGUUAUAUAAGUUGUAAGGGGAGGAGAUAUAGAAGUUGUAAGGGGAGGAGUUAUAUAAAGCUGUGAGGGGAGGAGUUAUAUAAGUUGUAAGGGGAGGAGUUAUAGAAGCAUUAGGGGGAGGAGUUAUAUAAGUUGUAUGGGGAGGGGUUAUAUAAGUUGUAUGGGGAGGAGUUAUAGAAGCAGUAAGGGGAGGGGUUAUAUAAGUUGUAAGGGGCCGGGUUAUAUAAGUUAUAGACUCUGCCGCACAUGCGCAAUCAGCCGAUGAGUUAUAGAAGCAGUAAGGGGAGGGGUUAUAUAAGUUGUAAGGGGAGGAGUUAUAAAAGCAGUAAGGGGAGGAGUUAUAGAAGCAAUAAGGGGAGGGGUUAUAUAAGUUUUCAGCUUUUGCCAGCUCCCACUCUAGUUUUGAACAUUUUGCCAUUCAUUCCUAUGGGACCAAUUUCGCCACAAGAACGACGAUAUUCCGUGAACCAGUAAGGGGAGGAGUUAUAGAAGCAGUAAGGGGAGGAGUUAUAUAAGUUGUAAGGGGAGGAGAUAUAGAAGUUGUAAGGGGAGGAGUUAUAUAAAGCUGUGAGGGGAGGAGUUAUAGAAGCAGUAAGGGGAGGAGUUAUAUAAGUUGUAAAGGGGGGAGUUAUAGAAGCAGUAAGGGGAGGACUUAUAUAAGUUGUAAAGGGGGGAGUUAUAUAAGUUGUAAGGGGCCGGGUUAUAUAAGUUAUAGACUCUUGCCGCACAUGCGCAAUCAGCCGAUGAGUUAUAGAAGCAGUAAGGGGAGGGGUUAUAUAAGUUGUAAGGGGAGGAGUUAUAGAAGGAGUAAGGGGAGGGGUUAUAUAAGUUGUAAGGGGAGGAGUUAUAGAAGCAGUAAGGGGAGGGGUUAUAUAAGUUGUAAGGGGAGGAGUUGUAGACGUUGUAAAGGGAGAGGUAGGAGCAGUUUUCUAAUAUACAUUUUUUUCUUUUACAGAAGUUCACAUGGUCAAAAUAUUGGUUUAAACUUCAAAACACAACCUUGUUUUUCUACAUCCCAGGAGAAGUCCUGACCGUAAGUACACUAAUGUUCAGGAGUUUUUUGUAUUAUACAAAUACCGAUAAUCCAAGUGAUAUGCUACUGAUUGUAGAGCUGUGGGAGACGCCAAUUUCAAAAUUGCAUAUUCUCUCCUUUUAAAAAAAAAAAAAAAAAUAUAUAUAUAUAUAUAUAUAUAUAUAUAUAUAUAUAUACACACACAUCGGUAUUUUUUUUAAAUUGUAGAAUCUUCCAUAAUUUCUAUAACUUUACAUUUGUGAUAUGUUAUGUUUCAGUGACCGGAGACUAAAUUCCAUUCUUGUUAAAGUAUUCCCCGGCUCAGUUUAUUUAUUUAUUGGCUAGGAAUAGCGGAUCUGAAAACAUUUUUUGCAUCAUUCCGUGGAAUCUCACACCGGAUUGCCAAUACUAACCGAAUUCUCAUUGUAUUCUAGGCUACUCUUCGAGGCCAAUAUUACAUGUACAACGUAAGUAUAACAACAUUUAGGUAACAAUAACACCAACUCCUAAAGAAUGUAUAAGGCUCUGAUGAUCACAGAUCAAUUGUGUGUAUUUCCUGCUCUUUACUCAUUGAUGCUUAGUUCCAAAUUUAAAGGACCACUAUAGGCACCCAGACCACUUCAGCUCAAUGAAGUGGUCUGGGUGCCAGGUCCAUCUAGGGUUAACCCUGCCUGCUGAAAACAUAGCAGUUUCAGAGAAACUGCUAUGUUUACCUAUGGGUUAAUCCAGCCUCUAGUGGCUGUCUCAUUGACAGCCGCUAGAGGUGCUACCGCGCUUCUCACUGUGAUUGUGAUUUCCACAGUGAGAAGACGCCAGCGUCCAUUGGAAAGCAUCGAGAAUGCUUUCCUAUGGACUGGCUGAACGCGCGCACGACUCUUGACGCACAUGCGCAAUCAGCCGAUGACGACCGAAGGAGAGUCCCCAGUGCCGAGGGAGCCCGGCGCUGGAGAAAGGUGAGUAACCCCGUUCCUCCCCCUUCAGACCAGAGGGAGUAGGACCCUGAGGGUGGGGGCACCCUCAGUGCACUAUAAUGCCAGGAAAACGAGUUUGUUUUCCUGGCACUAUAAUGGUCCUUUAAGCUGCAAUGUAUCCUGUUAUAUAACCCCACCCCCCUCCCCUUUGACAAUAACUACUGUCAAGUAUGAUGGCUUGUGACUGUUUGUAUCAGUGAUCAUAGUAAUGAGUGAGUCGCUAUCUGACCUUCUCUACACAGCUAGUGUAUUAAAGAAAACGAAAAUAUUAGAUAUAAAUCUGGUUACCACUGAGAUUUUGUUUAAUGAUUCCAGUUUUGGAAAGAGCCUUGUGGAGCGUAGCAAAUGUAGAAUCCUACAAACAUAUUUGAGUUAUUUUUUCUUGAAGUGGUGUAAUGGAGAGGUUCACUAAAUUGGGAGUUGUGGAAUACUGACGAGAAAAUGGAAAAAGUUAGGCCAAAAUAUUUCUACCAAACUGGGCAGAAUUGACAACGUUUUAUUUAGAGUGUAAGUUCUGUGGGGUAGAGAAUUCAGUCUGCGUGCCAAUCAUAACUCAUAAUUAUUGUAUAAAGCCCACUCCCACACCUUAAUGUAAGCUCACAGCCCCAUGAUGUAAUAUCUCAGUAUGGAAUUCAAAUGAGGAAGAAGGCGUGUCUUAGAGAGACAAAAUGGCUGCCUGCUGUAUACGCAAGAAUACAAUUAAAUAGCUGGAAGCUAAUGUGACUUUUCUUUUUUUUCCCUGUAAAAUAACGUGACUCUUUAACAUUGUAUCCGUGUAUAUUAUUUAUAUUUUGUCUUGCUGUUAUUGUUUAGGUGCUGUCAGUCCGAAAAUUGACGAACUCAGACAUUGGCUUCCAGUUCGAGAUUGUUAUGAAAAAUGGGAAGAGGAAACUCUUGGUGAGUGGAAUAAAUAACGUGUUUUUAAUGGUUACUAUGCUGGGCAAGAGAUGGCGUGCUUUCUUAGAAGUAAAGGGAUGAAAAAAAAUUCUCAGUGCCGCCUGGGUAUUUCCUUUCAUUUGUCCUUUUACAGACCAGUACUAGUUUUUAGAUCUGGGCUGGACUGGAAAUUUUGUUUUUUAUAUAUCACCCUUCACCUUAAAAAAUUACAGCACAUUCGUAAAGCAACUUUAUUACAUCUUCUCAGUAUUUCAUAAAGGUAUCAUUUUAAUGAAAUACUGGUGAUGAUUGCCUUAAAAUUGUAUUGGAAUUCCAACGCAAUUCAAAGAUCCCAUAAGACAAAGCAGACUUUUUUUUUUUUAGGGUGACAAAAGUCAGAGGUCCGCUGUCAACUUUUGUCCAAUCCCAGCAGCCAUCACAAGUGACGGUGUUGGGAUUCAGGCAUGGUCUUGUUCAUCAAAAGAUGUCUAUUGAGGCACUUUGCUUCCUAGCAGAAUCCUCCAUAGACCUCAGUGAUGUACUCUUGUAUUUGCGCAUGAAGAAGACCUACGGAAGAAGAUGGUGGUAGCCCUAAGGAACAUCUUUAGGUAUGUAAACCUACCUUCUGUUGCAAUUGUUGGCCACCUGACCCUUACCACUGUGUCACCUUCGGGGAUUUUGAUAAAUUUGCAAAGACUUCUAAAAGUGACAGAUCUGCUUCAAUUUUUGUUUCAAUGUAAGAUGCAAAUGUUAGCAAGGUCAAGUGGCUGAACUGGAAAGCAGCCUCUUAACAAAAACAAUAAGGAAGAUUGAUACAGCAGCACUCUCUAGAAGGCAGGUGAAGGGGAAGAAAGACCGGGGAAGCAGCAAGGCAUUAAGUAUACAGCCACCCCAAUCCAGUGACCAGCUCGGCACGGCUUUGUGUUAACAACAGGCAGACUGUAAUCCUAACUGUGAAAUUGAAUCUUUCUGAGGCUUCUUGGCCACUAGGCACUGGACCAGUCUGCCCUAUGGCCAGUAAGGUCCUGGUUCAACCAGAUUUCAUAUAUGCUUGGCUAAACUGGCUAAUCAAUGUAACAGUGUUGCACCCCAUUUUCCUUACUGAGAAAGCAUGCACGUCAACAUGAUAAUUAGGUAGGUCAGUAGCUUAUGAAGUGUUGGAUGAGAAAUAGGGAAUAAGGGUUGAAGGGCCACUCCGGGCACCAUAACAACAUCAUCAGAAUGAUCGCUCUGUCCCUGUACUUGCGCUCAACGUCCAAGGCUUCAAUCAGGAAGCUUCGAACAGGGCACCACUGAUUGCCUGACAACAUCAGGUAAUGUGCACUGCCUAUCACUAGCUACACAUUGAGAAAAGAGGCUUUGAGUCUUUGUGAUUGAGGCCUCGGACAUUGAGUGAAAGUUCAGUGGAAGAGCGAUGUGGGGCCAGCUUGAAGACUUUUGGGUUAAACAGUUUGUUAAUGGUUUAACCACUUCAGGUAAGCAGACGCCCGGGACCUACAUUCCAACAAAGCUGUUAUCGUGCCUGGAGUGGUCCUUUCGAAGUUUGGAAUUUUCAAUAAUUGUGCAAUGAGCUAAAUUUGUGAUGUGUCACCAGUCCGCAGAUACAGCUGAGCUACGGGAUGUAUGGAUGGCAUUUUUAUGGAAAGCGAUGCAAUUACCUGGACCAGGCCGGCAUAACUCCUCCUGCACAUGGUAUGAAUGAGCCAAUAAAGGCUUUGGACUGGCUGAUCAUUAUAGGAAAUAUAAUUCAAAAACAAGGUCAGCCAUCACUGGUAAAUACCCAUCUGAUACUAACUAGAAGGAUGACCCUAGAACCCACUGCAAAAUGCUUCAUAUGGUAUAUAUUACUGGAAAACAGCACUGAUCUGCAGAUGGGUCCUUAUGUUAUUCAUGGAGGAGAGAUGAUUAUACACAUUUUAAAAUAUUUUGUAAAGAACAAGGAGAACUUUAUAUUUUUAUUUAUGAGAAACAUCUUUCAUAGCUUAAGGCCUCAAUUCCAUUCUGUCACUGAAAACCAGUCGUGAAUUAUUGACUUGUUUUGGACAAUAUUUUUGUCACGUUUUGACUGGAUUUCAUGUCAGCCAAACCUGAUAAACAGAUGGGUUUCUCAAUAAAAUUUGUCCGAUGAGUGUGGAAGCUCAUUUAUCCACCUUUUUUUUUUUUAAUGACUAACCUGGUUAGUCAUUUGAAAAAAGAAACAAAAUAAAAGCCUAUACGGUCAACAUGAUCCCCAUAUAGUAAAAGACAGGUGCUUUACAUCCCCCAUAACCCACAUAUUUAUUGCCUCUUGAUAAGCCUUUAAUGGUGGUAAUGUAGUAGAUUUGGAACGAUAAAAGGUUUUUCGCAUAAUAUCUUUACAGCCAUAAUGCUGUCAAAGAAUGAGGGGAUAUAGCCCACAACAUCUGGAGUAGCCCACAACAUCUGGAGACUCCAAGGUUGCCUAUCCAUUCUGUAGGAUAUAAAUAACGAUGAUGAGAUAUAUAUUGUAGGAUUACCAGGGCCUUGCAUGGUUUUGCAGUCAUUUUGUAUUAAAUCCGUUUUUAUUGAGGUCAAUGUAAGGAACAGUUUACCCGCGCAGGGGUUGUAAUGCAUGUUUGACAAGCGAUAUGAAAUGCAGAAUCGGUAUAUCAGUGGCAUUUUGACAUUUGCCUUCGCAGAGGCUUAUAAUGUGGGAUUUCUGUUAUUGUUGAGAUCGGACAUUUGAACGAGUUUCCCAUGCAGGGGAGUGUACGUAUGUCUAGUACUUAUUUUAAUGUUCAGUUACAGCUCCUUUUUCAACAUAUUCAUGUUGAUAAUUAAGCUCGUUGUCACUAACGUGAGUUAGAGUGUGCGUCAGUUUUUUCGUGUAGUAUUGAGUGGUGUAUCGGUCUGUUGUUGUGGUGUGGUUAUUUUGGCAGGUGAUUAAGUUUGGGUGGUGUGAGCGUUUGUCGUGUCUUAGGGUUUACUGGGUGUCGUCUGUGGUAGUCCUCUAUCUCUUGGUAGUGUGUGAGGCAUAGGCGUGGGGUUAAGUCUAUGGGGUGGGUCGGUCUGUUCUGUCAGAGGUUGUCCUGUGGUAUCUUGUGGUCUACGUUGGUGGGUAGGAAGGGGUGGGUUUCAAGUGUUAGGGGUGGGUGAGUUAGAAGAUGGGGGAAGGGAAGAAGGGAGGAGGAGGACGGAGAGUGAAAAGCAAGUAAAAGGAAGAAGAGAAAAAGAGAAGGAAGGGGGAUCCUGCUUGGGCGUAGCCUCCGGUCACCGCUCCAGCCCAUCGCGCCCCGUGAAGCCCCCACCGGCGCGGUCCACAGGAGUUCUCCUGUUCUGCUCUCAGGUUGUUUAGCUGGUUCCCAGAUGUUGUAUGAAUUAAUCUGAGGAGAUGUGUCUCAGCCAGUAGAACCAUUGUUGUGUGUAUCUUUCUUAAUCUUUCGCAGAGGCAACCUUCAGGUCUUCAUAUUUUUGUGUGUCCUCCACCUCCUCCACCCAUCGAUUUAUGGGGGGGGGCACAUGCUUGUCUCCAGUAUAUGGGGAUGGUUGCUUUUGCGGCAUUGAGGAGUCUCGGGGUCACUGAUCUUUUAUAGGCGUCGUAGUGUGGUGGUGGAGGAGAUAUGAGGCUGGCGUUUGUGGGCCGAUUGUCCCCCAGAAUGGCCUAAUGAGAGCACAGUCCAACCAGGUGUGGAGGAAGGUGCCUCUCUCUUCUCCACAGCGCCAACAGGUGUCGGGCAUAUUAUGAUCGCGGGUGUGUAGGAUAGCCAGGGUGAUGUACCAUCUUGUGAGGACUUUGUAUUCGUAUUUCUUGUAGCCGUGCAGGUUUUUUGGGUGUGUCUGAUGAUUUUGUCCCAGUCAGCCUCCAUGAUUGUUUCAUUGAGGUCUUCUUCCCAUUGUCUGAUGCAAGGUGGUGCUAUGAGGUAGCGGCUUGUCACCAGUGAGGUGUAAAUCUGGGAGAUAGCCCUUGGUGGUAGUGUGUCUUGCAGGCAAAGGGAUUCGAAUUCUGUUCGGUCCCAAAGUAUGCUGGGUUUUUGUGGUAUUGAGCGGGAGUAGUGUGAUAUUUGUUCCCUUGCCAUUGUGUGUAGGAAUGUGUGUUGUUGUUCUGGGAAGAAGUCGGUUAGCGGGCGUAUUAUGCAUGGCGAGGGUAUCAUAUCAGCUAUGCAGACGAUCUUGUCUCGGUUCAUCAGGUGUGGGAGAGGGCCGUGGUCACCUGCUGGGAAGUGUGGGUUUCCCCGCAGGGGGAGCAUGGGGCUUGGGUCGGUCGUGAGGUUGUAUUUGGUGCCAUUUUGGUGCCAGGUUUGGAGUGUGGCUUUCCCAAACGGGUUCGGGAGUUGAAUAUGUUUGCUCAGUUCUUUCUUGAACCAGGGCAGGGUUCGUAGAUCGCAGUUGGUGCUGUCUGUUUCCAGCUGCACCCAUGGCUUCUCUCACCUUCAUGGACCAGCUGAUGACUAUGGUGGGGUGGGCCGCUAGAAAGUACUUUCUGAAGUCUGGCAGGGCUAGUCCACCUCUAAGUUUGGGGAGCGUCAGUUGGGAGUGAGAUAUGCGGGGGGUUCUACCCCACCAAACAAAUUUGCGGACUUCUGCCUGUAUGGCUGUGAAGAUGGUCUUCUGGGCCGCGACUGGUACCGUUUAGAAGAUGAAGAGGAGUUCAGGGAGUAAGGUCAUCUUGACUGCAUUCACUCAGCCUAGCCAGGAAAUGCAAUAAAAGUUCCAAGUGUGUAGUUCUUCUACUGCUGCAUUGAGGAUGGGUGUGUAAUUGUGAGCGUAUAGAUCCUUCGGGUCUGGUGUGAGCCAUAUCCCUAGGUAUCUCAUCUGGGUGUCACACCAAUGGAAGGGGAAGUGUUGUUUGAUUGUCCGUCGCUGAGUGGGGUUGGUAUUGAGGCUUAGGAUUUCUGAUUUUGUGUCGUUGAUUCGCAAGUUGGAUAUGUGGCCAUAGGUUUCAAAUUCCGUCGUGAACGCUUGCGGGGUGGCGGUCGGGUCCCUCACUAUGAAUAGGAGGUCAUCCGCAUAGGCGAGAACUUUGUGGUGCAUGCGACCCACUUCUAGUCCGUGGAUGUGUUUGUUGUUUCUGAUGUUGUUCAGGAAGGGCUCCAGUGUGAGUGCAAAAAGCAGGUGCGAGAGUGGGUAGCAAUGGCAGAUUCCGUUGUGGAUCUGAAACAGUUUGGAGAGAGCACCGUUGAUCCGCAGUCGUGCUGUCGGGCAGGUGUAUAGCGCUUGUAUCCAGGUGAUGUAUUUUGGCCUGAUGCCUAGGUCCUGGAGUGUUCCGAACAUAAGGUCCCAACUACCCGGUCAAAUGCCUUCUCGGCAUCCGUUGACAGGUCCUCCCGGCUUCCGAGAUCAGGUUCACCACUCAGAUGGUGUUAUCUUGGAUCUCUCUGCUCGAGAUGAAACCCGGGUUUACCAAAUCUGGUAGUAGUGGGGCCAGGCGGUUAGCCAGGACGCUGGCCAGCUGCUUGAUGUUGACGUCCAGGACUGAGAUCAGGCAAUAGCUCUGCCCUCUUUUGGGAGAAGAGUUAUAUUAGCGGCAGUAAAUUGUGUAGAGGGUAUCGCUCCUUCUAAGAUGGAGUUCAGGGCUGUCAGUAAUUUCGCGAGGAGGUCUGGUGAGAAGGUUUUGUAGUAUAGGAGGGGUAGGCCAUCGAGUCCAGGCAAUUUGCCCGUCUGUGCUUUUUUGAUGGCAAACGCUAAUUUGUCUGUCAUGAUGGGGGCCUCUAACGUUUUGCGUUUGUGGUCCUCAAUUCAUGGUAGUCUGGAUGUUGCAAGAUAGGCUUGUAUUUCGUCUCGCCUGCUGAGUUGUCCUUGGCGUAUGUGGUAUCGUUCCUUGUAGUAGAGAAGGAAUGUGGCAGAGAUUUGUUCUGGGAAGUGGCAGACUUGCUGGGUGUGGUCCUUAAUUUUGGGUAUGUAUAGUUGGGUUCUGCAACGCUUCAUGAGGUUAUCGAGGAGUCUGCCACAUUUGUUCCCGUGUUCAUAUAGCAGUUGCAGUCAUUUUGGAGAUUUUAGUUUUAGGAUCACAUAUAUACGGUAACUUUUUUUCUAUUAGUAUGGUCCUUUCAGAAUUGAAUCACUCACCAAUUCAUUGCGAAAUCCAUUGGAAUAUGUUUUUAGUGGGCUAUUCUUUAUUGCCCAGGUAGGGUGGGAAAGUUAGUAUUUACAUGAGUUUUUGUGGUACAGUAUGGCGACGUCACUGGGCAAUAACUGUUUGUCAAUGGCAUGAUUUAUGACCUGUAUUUAUUAUAGGUACGACAUCCCAGGACUUCUACAGAGGGCUAAUUCAGAGACUAUGAACGACGAACUAAAUGCAAUCAGUAUGCAGGUUGACGUACCCCUAACAAACCAAACAGGUAACAAAAAAAACACAAAUGGAUAUAAAUACGACAUCAAUGGCAGAAUCACUGUUAUAACAGAAACCCUGUUUACUUUGUGUUUACUGUGUCUGCAAUAGCAGGAAUAAGUGCCAGAUUUAAACCGGUUUAAAAUACAUGAGGCUAAAAUUAACAUUUAUUUUAAUUUUUUUUUUUUAAAUAUGUAUUUUAUUGAAGUUGGACACGUUAUACACCUUCACCAGUAUAUAGGAUAUAAAGGUAAACACAUUCUUUUUUUUAAUUCUUUUUUUUUUAUUGUGCAUAGGGUAACAAAGGGCUUGUUCGGCCACAAUAGCAUUCACAUGCUUUAUAGUAACAGGUAUAGUAAACUUAACGUGGUGUAAGAGUGGUCAGCACAUUUAUACAUGUAUACAUAACGUUUCAACUUGUCAGCAUAUCUUCUGUCUGUGGUGUGCGUAACAUUGGGUUGUUCAAAAGUAUAUACACAUUUCUAUGUUAGUCGUGAAUUUUUUUUUUAUUUUUUUUUUAACAUGUUUAAACAAUACGAUAGGCAGUUAGGAAGUGUUUGGUCCUGUCUUAGGUAAGCAGAUCUAGCAGUGUCUUAAUAGUGACAUGCAUAUCUUUUAAAGCAAUGAGAGCUAGCAGGCCAGUCCCUACUUCAUCUAGUGAGUCUAUGCAUAUGCCAUAAUGUGUUAUCAUUAGCUAACCAACUGUGGUGAGAAAACAUAUACAUUGUUGCCACACUGACGAGGCACUGAAGGAGUUAUGUCUCAAAAAAAGAAGGGAAAUAUACAAUCAUAGGGUAAUAUGUACAUGAACAAUAAUAAAGAAAAUGUGAACCAAAAACACUCACAAGGGUAGAGCAAUAAAGUCUGCUCUAAACUUUGCAGGCUUCUAUUGCAAUAAUGUAGACUGGAAACUGUGGUGAAGUUAAAUCCUUUAUUGCUUCUUUAAAAAUAUCACUGUAUUAGGCUGGUAAGUCCCACUUUUCUAUUCACCUCCUUAUGGUUAGUGCUGGUGUUUACAGUCUCUAUAUCGGCGCCGGCUAUACAGAGUCUCUGUGUGCCAAAAAGACUUCCUGAUUCUAAACACUUCCGGGAGGCAGGGCUUAGCGGCCGGUGAGCAUAAUGACAUCAGAGCGUGAUGACGCGUUUCGCUGAGGGGUUCGGCUUCCUCAGAUCAACUCCUUUCACACCACAGUCCCAAUAUAAUAUAUAAUAAUGAACGAUAAAUAAUAUAUAAUAUAUAAUAUAUGAUAUAUUGGGACUGUGGUGUGAAAGGAGCUGAUCUGAGGAAGCCGAACCCCUCGGCGAAACGCGUCAUCACGCUCUGACGUCAUUACGCUCACCGGCCGCUAAGCCCCGCCUCCCGGAAGUGUUUGGAAUCAGGAAGUCUUUUUGGCACACAGAGACUCUGUAUAGCCGGCGCCGAUAUAGAGACUGUACACACCAGCACUAACCAUAAGGAGGUGAAUAGAAAAGUGGGACUUACCAGCCUAAUACAGCGAUAUUUUUAAAGAAGCAAUAAAGGAUUUAACUUCACCACAGUUUCCAGCCUACAUUAUUGCAAUAGAAGCCUGCAAAGUUUAGAGCAGACUUUAUUGCUCUACCCUUGUGAGUGUUUUUGGUUCACAUUUUCUUUAUUAUUGCUCAUGUAUAUAUUACCCUAUGAUUGUAUAUUUCCCUUCUUUUUUGAGACAUAUAUUGGAUUGCUGACAGAAGCUCCUAAGCAUUUUCCAUAAUUGGGAAGCUAAGUAUUGUCUUUUGCACAUAAUUGGUUGCACAAAGAAAUAUUUUGUCUGCACAAUUUGCAUAUUUAUAUGUUUAAGUGUGUUGCACAUUGAUGCACUUGAUCACUUUAUUUGCACAGUAUUGCACAAAUUAUUUUCACUGUUUAUAAAUAUUUAGUCUUAAAGGCACAGCGCACUUUAUUCUUACAUUGUUUUAAUAUAGGUGAUUGAGCUUUUUCACGAUAUAUGGUGCUGCUUAUUAGUAUAUAUUAUAGUAAAAUUCAGCGCCAUAACAUUACUUGUGUGUUUUAUCACUGAAGGAGUUAUGCAGGGAUGGAGGCUAUUGCUCGCUAUACUAAAAGGCAAGGAGGUGGGUAGUUUACAGGAAAGUCAAAUCAUGGGUCAUUACUAUAUCCUCGGUGGUUGGAGGUUUCAGUCUCUGGGACCCCAAAUCAAAGAGGAGUUCAUCCAAUUCCGGCUUUCGGCCAGUACCUCAAGCGUUCUGGAGGUACAGCAGUGGUUCCCUGCGCCAUCUUGUGAUUUUGCUGCAGGUGCUGGGUCACUUGUGUAGUGUCACUCUUUGUGCAGAGUUGGUCCCCGUUUCGUUGAGUGCCGAGACAUUGGUCAGGUGAGAUGCUUGGCUGUAUCCUGUGCUUUGUAGUCCCGGGGAUUUUAGAUUGUGAGUGGGAGGGUGCACCCGAUAUGCCUACCACCAUUUUCCCACUCUGGGCCCGCUGGUGUCUGUAUUGCCGGACCGCCAUUUUGGAUGCCCGUGGUGUCUGUCUAUAGUAGCUGCGUUGUGCAGUCGGCCGGAUCCAAGCGGUUACCAUUGCCUCCGCCUGGCGGUAUGUCGCUCCUCUGUUCUGCAGGGUGUCCCUGUAGCUUGUGCACAGGUAGUCAAAUGUCUCCAGAGGGGACGUGGGUAGCUGGGUGCAAGUGUUCCGGUCUCUGUGCUUGUGCUGUGUGGCCAUCUUGGUACCACCAUGUGGGCCAGUUACCCGAGUGUUGCUUCUAGCUGGAUCGCUUAUUUUCCUUCCUGGCUGUUGUGACCAGUGGGGACCGGGAUAUCCCCCGCCGGUCCAAAGGGGGGGGUAGUUUGCAAAGCUGUCGCUUGAAGGCUCUCUCGCCGAGGUGGGCAGCCGCCUCGCCUCUGUUUCAGUCUCUGUAGGACACAUUUGUGACUCCGCUGUUCCUGGUAUUGUUGGGUUCCUGGGGGCACCCCCGAUGUGGGUGGCGCACCCCUGAGUAGUUUUGGGCUAAGUAGCCGCUGCUUUUGCCCCAGAUUGUGCCCUUCUGUGCUCUAUCGUUUUCUAAUGUAGUGAUCUUUCAAUCUUCUGGCUACUGGAGCCAGUUGCCACUUUUCUGUUGAAACAGAAAAUGGUAGGUCACCAUAUAUAGCCACAGCCCUUACUUCAAAGUUAACAGGUCCUAAUGCAACUGGCAAUAAUGGUGAUUCUCAACACUAAGUUUCUGGUGGUGGCUAUGGUGUCUCUGGGGGCUUCUGCAGGUGCUGCUGAUGAUUUGCGCAAGCUUAAAGUGGAUAAUAUAAGUGGGGUGUCAGCAUCACACUCAAGGUCCAUAGAGGUAGUAAGCCUCUGAACAAAAGGGAGUAGGUUAUCUUCAGGUAUGCCUCUCAGACAUAUAUUGCAACGUCGGUGUCUGGAUUCAAGCAAGGCUACCAUUCUGUGCAGUUGCUGGAUCUGUUUGGCAAGUCCUUCCAAGUAGGAUUUAGUACUUAAAGUUGAUUUUUCCUUCUCCUUCACCUCCUGUUCUAAGAGACCUAUUUCUGCCUGGGUCUUUCUCAAGUCUUCCUUCCAGACAUGUCUCAGGUCCACCAACAGACGCUUAAUGUCCACUUUUGUGGAUGGAGAUGUAUCUUCAUCUGAGUCAGACUUGUGAUAGACUUCACCGGAUUGCGGUGAGGUGAAGGAUUCCCACUCCUAGUACGAGUCUUCUGAGGCCUCUGGCUCACUCUGGGGUUCAGGCGCCAUGUUGGCGGGCAUCAGCAAUGCAGGCCUCUCGAAUGCAAUCCUGAUGUCCCUCCAUAUAGAAUUGCCUCCCAUGUUUGAGCCCAAUGGUGUCAUCUAGGGGGUAGCAGGUAAAUUUAGAGUCUUGCGAAAGACUUUCUAUAGUUAAAGACUCUUUAUCUGUAGGGCCAUAACGGUUCUGUACGUAGCGUUCAUACAGCUUUCCAGUCGCCCACACCCACAUCCAAAACUAACAUUGAAAACAAAAAUGGAGGGUGUAUUUAGGGUGGUUGUUCUUGUAAAUUAAUCUACUCGAAUUGUGCUGUUAUAGGGACACUCUAAGCAACUAAACCACUCAGAGGUUGGGAAUUCAUAUCGCCCAACAUCCGGUAUAUGCACUUUCUGGCAUCCAAUAGGCUUUCUUUUUUUUUUGCGUUUAGCAGACAAAUGGCAUGACUGACUGGGGAGGACAUGUCCAGGGCAGGCAGCAUCUGGUCUGCACCUUUGGCAAACGCAAACUACAGUAAUUGCUUCCUCAUGGUCUGAUGUUUAUUAAUAAGUCAGAGUGCAGGCUGGGAAUACCGACAGCUGCACUCCAAUUCACUGAAUUACGGACCAUGAAAGAGCGAUUACUGCGGUCUGCACAAGUUGGAAGUGCAGUCUGCACACUCCUACACUGGACCACCAGGGAUUUUAAUCCACAAUAACACAUCUUCUGUAGCAGUGGUGUGUAAUGUGUGUGAAUGUGAUGGGUGCUGGCUGUGUGUAUUGUGUGUUCUCUCUGUUUUGCCUCCCUUCCCCUUCCCAUAGGAAGAUAUCUUUCUACAGGAAAGUGGGAAGACAGAGCACACACACAUUCACACACAUUACACACAUCCAACACACACCACAUUCACACACAUUACACACAUCCAACACACACCACAUGCACACACAUUACACACAUCCAACACACACCACAUUACACACACCACAUUCGCACACAUUACACACAGCCAACACACACCACAUGCACACACAUUACACACAUCCAACACACACCACAUUCGCACACAUUACACACAUCCAACACACACCACAUUUGCACACAUUACACACACCACAUUCGCACACAUUACACACAGCCAACACACACCACAUGCACACACAUUACACACAUCCAACACACACCACAUUCGCACACAUUACACACAUCCAACACACACCACAUUUGCACACAUUACACACACCACAUUCGCACACAUUACACACAGCCAACACACACACACCACAGAGUGGGAGUGGAAGACACUCACGGUUAUUCACUAAGCUCCACCUGUUCGCAAAUAAAAUCCAAAUGGAAAAAAAAAAGGAUAUGACUGUAGCCAAGUUGAAGACAUUCUCUUCAUCCCUGUUUUUGCCUUAGUUUUUCCAUUUGGAUGUAUUUGCAAAAAUGUUGAGUUUCUUGAAAAACCCUGUCUAACGUCCUUAGAGUGCACCUUUAAUAAACAAAAAUGAACAUAUACUAUGUUUAGGUAGGUAGAAAGAUAGACACUAGAAGAAAAGAAGUGCUUAUUUUACCUUAAUAGUUUAAAUUGACAGGUGUACUGCAUUCACGUGCCAACAUAUUCUUUUUAAGACAAUUUAGCAUUGAACGUAAGCUAGGGGUAAAACCAUAGUGUUUAAUGUUUAACCCCUUAAUGUAAGAUAGCGCCCGGCACCUACUUGCACCAUAACAAGUUAAUUGUGAUCAAGUUUUUAUGGUGCCCGGAGUAAUCCUUUAUGGACUGUGAAUAUCUCUGCAAAUUUGCUCCAUGACGUUUAAUAAGAAAAAUUAUUUACUCUCCAAAAAGACAGGCACAGAGAUGAUGAAGACGGGCCUCAAGGAGUUUAUGAGAUCCCCAACUUUGUUGCCUUUAAUAGUCCUGCUAAAGACACAGGUAAAUUAAGAAAUGAUAAUUUGAAUUAUACCUAGUGCUUUUGUAACCGGGGAUUCUGGGUAAUAACCCGCCUUACCCCAUAAUCACACAGUAUACAGAGCUCCCCCUGCAGCCAGGGAUUCUGGGUAAUAACCCGCCUUACCCCAUAAUCACACAGUAUACAGAGCCCCCCUGCAGCCAGGAAUUCUGGGUAAUAACCUGCCUUACCCCAUAAUCACACAGUAUACAGAGCGCCCCCUGCAGCCAGGGAUUCUGGGUAAUAACCCGCCUUACCCCAUAAUCACACAGUAUACAGAGCUCCCCCUGCAGCCAGGGAUUCUGGGUAAUAACCCGCCUUACCCCAUAAUCACACAGUAUACAGGGCUUCCCCUGCAGCCAGGGAUUCUGGGUAAUAACCCGCCUUACCCCAUAAUCACACAGUAUACAGAGCUCCCCCUGCAGCCAGGGAUUCUGGGUAAUAACCCGCCUUACCCCAUAAUCACACAGUAUACAGCGCUCCCCCUGCAGCCAGGGAUUCUGGGUAAUAACCCGCCUUACCCCAUAAUCACACAGCAUACAGAGCUGCCCCUGCUGCCAGGGAUUCUGGGUAAUAACCCGCCUUACCCCAUAAUCACACAGUAUACAGAGCUCCCCUGCAGCCAGGGAUUCUGGGUAAUAACCCGCCUUACCCCAUAAUCACACAGUAUACAGAGCUCCCCCUGCAGCCAGGGAUUCUGGGUAAUAACCCGCCUUACCCCAUAAUCACACAGUAUACAGAGCUCCCCUGCAGCCAGGGAUUCUGGGUAAUAACCCGCCUUACCCCAUAAUCACACAGUAUACAGAGCUCCCCCUGCAGCCAGGGAUUCUGGGUAAUAACCCGCCUUACCCCAUAAUCACACAGUAUACAGAGCUCCCCUGCAGCCAGGGAUUCUGGGUAAUAACCCGCCUUACCCCAUAAUCACACAGUAUACAGAGCUCCCCCUGCAGCCAGGGAUUCUGGGUAAUAACCCGCCUUACCCCAUAAUCACACAGUAUACACAGCUUCCCCUGCAGCCAGGGAUUCUGGGUAAUAACCCGCUUUACCCCAUAAUCACACAGCAUACAGAGCUCCCCUGCAGCCAGGGAUUCUGGGUAAUAACCCGCCUUACCCCAUUAUCACACAGUAUACAGAGCUUCCCCUGCAGCCAGGGAUUCUGGGUAAUAACCCAUGUAACGGAGAGGCAGUAUAAUCCACGAUAUCUCCGCUGGGUAACAGGAACAACAAAGGAUAAUCCAGGGAAUCAGCAUACAAUAAUCCAAACAGCACUGCAGUAACCCUUCCUUCCCAAGAACUAGACGACACAUAGGCUGGGAGUCAACUGAGGUCUUUUAAUUCAGCUCCACAAUUUAUACAAGUCCCCAUGCAAGGGGUUUCCUGAGUCCCCUCCCAGGGGCAUUCCCAGAGGGGACUACAUGGGGGACUUACAAUACAGGACAUUUCUCCCAUCAGGCACUGCUGCACAAGAGGGAUCCUCCCACUGGAAUAUACCGUUAAGUGGAUUAUCCCUCCGUGCAGCAGAACUCACAAUUCACAUUAAAUUCAAUAACUCCAUGAAUAUCUGGUUCAUUUAAACGAAUGGACGUUCGGUAGAUAGCUGGGGUCUGAGCGCAUCAUUCGUGAGAUUACCGCUCAGAUCCCAGCUAAAACAACCGAACGCCGCACGAAAAACACUUUCACUAACACAUAGCCUUAAAAUACCGAUUACAUAUAAGGGAACAAAAUACCGAAUGUCCCGGACCUCCCGAACGGUCUGGAGGCUCAGCGGUGUUCGCGCCGUCGAGUAGCCAUUUUUAGUACCACGCGCUCGACGACCAAACACCGCUGAGGGAACAAAGGAUCCAAGAUGGCCGACCGCCGCAUGGUCGGUAGUCGAACGACGGCCACCCAGGAGAGCCUCUAAUUACCGAUUGCAACAUUGUUGCAAUCGGUUAAUAGGCGCCACACGCCUCUAAGUGUGUGGGCUAUUAAAUGAUAUUUUGUUCGGUUCCCGAAUGGCCCGCAAAUGUGCCGUUCGUGAAACGAAGGGAAUCAGCUAUCUGCGUUCGGCAGAUAGCCCAGGCAGGCAAUACAUUAUUAACAUUGCAUUACAGUACAUGCUGGAACACACAAUAGGAACCCCAUACCGGCAACCCUUAAAGAGACAGUACAGAAAUUGUAGCGGAAUGCCAAUAUUAAAUCCACGAAUUCCGCUGUUCCAGAAACGAAUCCACAGUCAAGCGCUGAAAACACCAAGGCAAUAUCCCCAACCUCCCAAUAACCGGACGAGACACAGUUUUGGGAGUCAACUGAAAUCCUUUAAUCGGCACGACAAUUUAUACAAGUCCCCAUGCAAGGGGUUUCCUGAGUCCCUCCCCAGGGGCACUCCCAGAGGGGACUACAUGGGGGACUUACAGUACAACAUAUUUCUCCCAUCAGGCACUGCUGCACGAGAGGGAUCAUCCUCCCAGAAUGCACCGUUAAGGGGAUUAUCCCCUCGUGCAGCAGAACCGGCAAUUCACACAAAAAUCUACAACUUUUACAAUACACGGUGGAUUUACACGAAUGGACGUUCGGUAGAUAGCUGGGGUCUGGGCGCAUCAUUCGUGAGAUUGCCGCUCAGAUCCCAGCUAAAAUAACCGAACGCCGCACAGAAAACACAUUUCUUUCAAAACCCACGAAAAGAACCGAUUACUUUUAGUGAACCUGGUCCUGAAACUCCCGAACGUCCUGGAGGCUCAGCGGUGUUCGUGCCGUCGAAUAGCUAUUGGUAAUACUAUGCGUUCGACAACACGGACCCGCUGAGGAACAAAGGAUCCAAGAUGGCCGACCGCCGCAUGGUCGGUAGUCGAACGACGGCCACCCAGGAGAGCCUCUAAUUACCGAUUGCAACAUUGUUGCAAUCGGUUAACUAGCGCCACACGCCUCUAAGUGUGUGGGCUAUUAGAGGGUAUCGCAUUCGCUUCACGAACUGCCCUCCAAAGUGCCGUUCGUGAAACGAACGAGAAUCCCCAUACAAACCGCCAUUGGCAUUCGGCGGCACAGGUAAUUACAGUCUCCACAGAAAUACAUCAAGCACGUACAUAAGAAUAAACCGCAUAUCUCUCCAGACCUGUAGGCAACCCUUAAAGGCACAGUCUCUAGUUAUUGUCCAAGUGGCUAGGUUUGCCACAGAAAUAAUGUCCAAGUGGCUAGGUUUGCCACAACCCACCUUACCCCAUAAUCACACAGUAUACAGAGCUCCCCCUGCAGCCAGGGAUUCUGGGUAAUAACCUGCCUUACCCCAUAAUCACACAGUAUACAGAGCUUCCCCUGCAGCCAGGGAUUCUGGGUAAUAACCCGCCUUACCCCAUAAUCACACAGUAUACAGAGCGCCCCCUGCAGCCAGGGAUUCUGGGUAAUAACCCGCCUUACCCCAUAAUCACACAGUAUACAGAGCUUCCCCUGCAGCCAGGGAUUCUGGGUAAUAACCCGCCUUACCCCAUAAUCACACAGUAUACAGAGCUCCCCCUGCAGCCAGGGAUUCUGGGUAAUAACCCGCCUUACCCCAUAAUCACACAGUAUACAGAGCUUCCCCUGCAGCCAGGGAUUCUGGGUAAUAACCCGCCUUACCCCAUAAUCACACAGUAUACAGAGCUUCCCCUGCAGCCAGGGAUUCUGGGUAAUAACCCGCCUUCUGGGUAAUAACCCGCCUUACCCCAUAAUCACACAGUAUACAGAGCGCCCCCUGCAGCCAGGGAUUCUGGGUAAUAACCCGCCUUACCCCAUAAUCACACAGUAUACAGAGCUCCCCCUGCAGCCAGGGAUUCUGGGUAAUAACCCACCUUACCCCAUAAUCACACAGUAUACAGAGCUCCCCCUGCAGCCAGGGAUUCUGGGUAAUAACCCGCCUUACCCCAUAAUCACACAGUAUACAGAGCUCCCCCUGCAGCCAGGGAUUCUGGGUAAUAACCCCUUACCCCAUAAUCACACAGUAUACAGAGCUCCCCCUGCAGCCAGGAUUCUGGGUAAUAACCCGCCUUACCCCAUAAUCACACAGUAUACAGAGCUCCCCCUGCAGCCAGGGAUUCUGGGUAAUAACCCGCCUUACCCCAUAAUCACACAGUAUACAGAGCUCCCCUGCAGCCAGGGAUUCUGGGUAAUAACCAGUAUACCAGCCAGGGAUUCUGGUAAUAACCCCUUACCCCAUAAUCACACAGUAUACAGAGCUUCCCCCUUAUAAUCACACAGUAUACAGCCAGGGAUUCUGGGUAAUAACCCGCCUUACCCCAUAAUCACACAGUAUACAGAGCUCCCCCUGCAGCCAGGGAUUCUGGGUAAUAACCCGCCUUACCCCAUAAUCACACAGUAUACAGAGCUCCCACUGCAGCCAGGGAUUCUGGGUAAUAACCUACCUUACCCCAUAAUCACACAGUAUACAGAGCUCCCCCUGCAGCCAGGGAUUCUGGGUAAUAACUGGCCUUACCCCAUAAUCACACAGUAUACAGAGCUCCCCUGCAGCCAGGGAUUCUGGGUAAUAACCUACCUUACCCCAUAAUCACACAGUAUACAGAGCUUCCCCUGCAGCCAGGGAUUCUGGGUAAUAACCUGCUUUACCCCAUAAUCACACAGUAUACAGAGCUCCCCCUGCAGCCAGGGAUUCUGGGUAAUAACCCGCCUUACCCCAUAAUCACACAGUAUACAGAGCUCCCCCUGCAGCCAGGGAUUCUGGGUAAUAACCCGCCUUACCCCAUAAUCACACAUUAUACAGAGCUCCGCCUGCAGCCAGGGAUUCUGGGUAAUAACCGGCCUUACCCUAUAAUCACACAGUAUACAGAGCUCCCCCUGCAGCCAGGGAUUCUGGGUAAUAACCUGCCUUACCCCAUAAUCACACAGUAUACAGAGCUCCCCCUGCAGCCAGGGAUUCUGGGUAAUAACCUGCCUUACCCCAUAAUCACACAGUAUACAGAGCGUCCCCUGCAGCCAGGGAUUCUGGGUAAUAACCCGCCUUACCCCAUAAUCACACAGUAUACAGAGCUCCCCCUGCAGCCAGGGAUUCUGGGUAAUAACCCGCCUUACCCCAUAAUCACACAGUAUACAGAGCUUCCCCUGCAGCCAGGGAUUCUGGGUAAUAACCCGCCUUACCCCAUAAUCACACCGUAUACAGAGCUCCCCCUGCAGCCAGGGAUUCUGGGUAAUAACCUGCCUUACCCCAUAAUCACACAGUAUACAGAGCUUCCCCUGCAGACAGGGAUUCUGGGUAAUAACCCGCCUUACCCCAUAAUCACACAGUAUACAGAGCUCCCCCUGCAGCCAGGGAUUCUGGGUAAUAACCCGCCUUACCCCAUAAUCACACAAUAUACAGAGCUUCCCCUGCAGCCAGGGAUUCUGGGUAAUAACCCGCCUUACCCCAUAAUCACACAGUAUACAGCGCUCCCCCUGCAGCCAGGGAUUCUGGGUAAUAACCUACCUUACGCCAUAAUCACACAGUAUACAGAGCUCCCCCUGCAGCCAGGGAUUCUGGGUAAUAACCCACCUUACCCCAUAAUCACACCGUAUACAGAGCUUCCCCUGCAGACAGUAAGUCAUAAUAAUUAGAACUUCCUGUUUACUUUUCCUAGGUCUCAGAUUUGUAUUUGUUACAUGACCACUAACUAGUGUUUUAUUAAUGUAUUUAUUUUCUAAAGUAAGCGAUAGUGACGAUGAUGCCGACAUCUAUGAUGUACCCCGACCAAUCAACAGCCAACCUGUGCAGGUGUCUGGUAAGAGAUCGUUGGCCUUUUCUUCCUGUUCAAUCGUGCCCCAUUUCUUCUGUAUUCCUUAUUCUUCAACUCAUUUGUUUUUCUAUCAAUGUGGUAUAAUUAAAUAAGAAAUGUGAGGUUCUGUAUUAAGGGCUAUUCUAUGGCAAAGAAUAGAGCAAUCGCCAUGGAAACAAAUGGAAUGUCGCUGCGGAUUGAUUUUGAAAAUUCUUUUUUAUAUUUUUUAUUUUUGUACUGCAUAGUUUAACAGACAUGCUUGCAUUAACAAUUCAUGAUUAUAUAUCACAAUGAAAGAUAGUAAUGAUAACAUGAAAAGUCAAGAAUACUGCACUUUGGACGGGGUGGGGGGGACACUAUGGAACAGGAAAGGCGGGAGAACACUAUGGGACAGGGGAGGGGGAAAGAACACUAUGGGACAGGGGAAGGGGGAAAGAACACUAUGGGACAGGGGAAGGAACACUAUGGGACUGGGAGGGAAAAAGAACACUAUGGGACAGGGGAGGGAGGAAAGAACACUAUGGGACAGGGGGGGAGGGGGAAGGGGGAAAGAACACUAUGGGACAGGGGAGGGGGAAAGAACACUAUGGGACAGAGGAAGGGGGAAAGAACACUAUGGGACAGGGGAUGGGGGAAAGAACACUAUGGGACAGGGGAGAGGGGGGAACACUAUGGGACUGGGGAGGAGGGAGGAAAGAACAGUAAAAAGAGGGAGGGGAGAGGAACACUAGAGCGGGGAGAGAGGAACAUUAAGCAGGGGGGACCACUAGAAGAGAAGGGAAGUUUUUCAUAUUAGAUUAAUUAAAUUCAUUAAACAAUUUUUUUCGGUUAAGGGCAUCCUGAAUUUUCAGUUUCUGUUUCGGCCCAGAUCAAACAAUGCUGUAAACCUGUUCCAGCUUACUCCCGCGAGACCCCAGGGAACCAGGAGGGAAGGGAUAGUGUAUUGUAUGUAAUUCAACAUGUCUAUCAGACAGUGAGUGUCUUGGAGUGGGGGGGUGUGUACAACACUGUCUAUCUGUGUGUAUGUUUCUGGUAGUGUAUAUGUUGGUGAGUCUUUGAAUGCAUAUCUCUUUGUUUCUUAGUCUGGGAAUAUGUGUAUAUGAGUGAGUACGUAUGUGGGCCUGGAAGUCUAUGACUGGGGGAGCGACCCAUGGUUUUGUAAGGGUCCCCAACGUUUCUGAUGGCAGUCCUGGUAUGGUCAGACUGUCUAUAUAUUAGAGAAUUCAGACCAUCUCAGUUCUUUACAAACUAACUUUCAUACAGUAACUGAGAUAGAAACGGUACCAUUUGUUUCAGUUGAUUUUUCUGAUUCAUAUUUUUUCAUAGGAACAGAAACCGUGGCUUCUGGAACUACAGAUUUAUAUCCUACUUUAUUGCCGAAAUAUCACCUAACAUCGAACGAAUCUGGAGACCCUUUCUGA
Messenger RNA from Pelobates cultripes (western spadefoot toad), 25330 nucleotides. The record is from the annotation of a GenBank genome assembly. Lineage: Eukaryota; Metazoa; Chordata; Amphibia; Anura; Pelobatidae.